Trichosporon asahii var. asahii CBS 2479 is the source of this 4350-nucleotide messenger RNA. RefSeq lists its product as uncharacterized. The record is from RefSeq and is a predicted model, not a curated record. NCBI's taxonomy places the organism in Eukaryota, Fungi, Basidiomycota, Tremellomycetes, Trichosporonales, Trichosporonaceae. The coding region runs from base 1 to 4350 and encodes 1449 amino acids. Gene Ontology annotation, biological process: regulation of ARF protein signal transduction. Gene Ontology annotation, molecular function: guanyl-nucleotide exchange factor activity. The transcript has 2 exons.
AUGUCGUCGUCGCCGACACCGUUCGCGGUGUCGCCUUCGCCGUCAGCUGAAAUCAGGUCACAAGCCAUCGCAAAACUGAAACGCGCUGCCUCCCUUCCGCGAAACCCGGACGGCCGACGCGCACUUCAGCUACAGACACCCCCGCGACCUUCUCCCGCCCAUGUCGUCCAACCCGGCCUUGGUCCCGACGACAGCUUCAACGGAAGCUCGACCGGACACAGCGUCGCCGCGACACCGACCUCUAUCCGCUUCGAGGACUACAGCGAAUCUGAGGAGCUCCUCGAUCAGGCAGAUCCAUUCGACGCUUACGCUUACGGCAAUGGCACAAUGAUGCAAAGGUCGGCGUCCGACUCUUCUGGCUUUAUUCCGCAAGUCACUUAUUCGACGACUAGCACCCCCUUCUACAGCGCCCAACCCUCUCCAGUCAGUGGCCCUGGGCCCGACUGGGCCGCGUACCAGCUAGCCCAGUCAUAUCUCCCAUCCAUCAGCCCUAUCCCGACUAGCACCCCGCCCAGCGCCUUUCCGGGCAAUUUGACCGCUUCGGGUGCAGGACGGAAUACUCCCAGUCCUCUUCCGACCCUAGGAGAGCUUCGAAACCUGUCUCGAUCAAACUCGGCGGCAGCGAGAGCCAACGCUAUGAAUAAAUUGACCGGUGGGACGUACACGCCGACACCGUCGCGCAGUCUCGCCUCAUCCACGCCAGUUUCGUCAGAAGAGGACGUGACUCUCGGUCUCCCGGGCGCGCGGCCCUCGCUUCAUCGAGCUGGCACCAUUGGCAUCCCUCGCAUGUUCGGACUUGCGGUGGACGAGCCAGUCGACGAUGAUGUGGUCACACCGCCAUCGGCUGAAGCCCCCAUCCCUGACACGGCGUUCGAUGUCCCUCGACCCCGGCUCCAGCGUAGUUUUACCGUGUCGUCUUCCAACAUGGGCGAAGAGCGACGUAGCGCGGUUGGACGACGAAUGGUAGAGCGCCUCGCCGAGCGACGUGCCGCCCGCCAGAAGGAGGAGCAAGAGGUUCGUGUACUGUGGGAGGAGCGCCGCCGCACCAAGCAGCUCAGCAUGAUGAGCGGCUCUCGUGACUCGGGUGCUUCCACCAACACGAAUGCAACGGAGCAGCAACGGACACCGCUCUACUCGCCGCAGGCUGUGACGGCCAACUCUAUCUCACCGCUCGCCAGCAUCGCUUUACUGGGACGGGGUCCGGCGCCCACCGCCGCGGACAGAAACUCUGAGCCCUCUGAAGAAGGUGCAUUUGAGUUCGAGUCGCACCUUAAUCGCAGCGUAUCCACUCGUACCGCCAGAUCCGCGAGGGGUGAGGUCAUCGAGCCCAAGGUCCCAAGCCCACUAUCAGAGAACGGAGACGUGUACGACGAUGGUAACAGGGAUACCAAAGACUACUCUGAGCAGUCUCACUCGUACCACGAGGACCACGAAAUCCUUGAGACGCCGCAAGACCUUCCGAGUAGGCCGUUUGCGGGGGCCACGCGACACGCGACCCAAGCCUCGACAUCGUCUCAAGGGACUGUUGUGCCUCCUGUACCUCCUAAAGGCGACGUUUUUGGUGGCGGCGAGCACUUGGGACGUCUGAACGGGUCGACACCACCUGAACCACGACAAGCUCCGCGUGUGCCUGAGAACGGUGGGUUCGACAAGAAUGUGUUGGGUGCGAGCGUCCGAAGCGACACCGGCCAUGGCGGUUACUUUGAUGACGCGUCUAGCAACGGACAUUCUAGCGCUCGCGCAAUCUCCCCUAUGUCUCCCCGCGAACCAGCUCACUCGCACGGCGACCACCGACAGCACAAGCAGACCCCGAGCAUGUCUAAGCAGAUUGGGCGGAAUAUGCUUGCUGUACUGCGCAAGAGGAGCGGCAGCCGGACGUCCAACAACCAUGAUGGCCCAGUGAGCCCGGGUAUCAGUCGCCAGGUCUCAGAUGAGUCUGUGCAGAACAACCCCAAUGAUCGCGCCCGCCAUCAAGGUACCAACGGAACCGCUACGCCCUCGACGUCAGACCACCUUGCGUCGUCUACUGCGAGCAGCGUGCAGCAUCACAGCAACCACUCUGGGGCGGCGUCCCCGAGUUUCCUCCCGCGGGCGGCCCCCAACGACCCUCGAGUCCACAACUCGAAACUGUCACCCUUCCCUGGUAUCCAGGCUCUGGAGCAGCAGAAAAACCGCUCUGCUAGCGAGCCCGUGCGGGAGCGGAGCCAAGCGACGCCGGCUGGCCGCACGUCAAACGACGAUGGUACCUCGAGUUCGCACGGUCAUGGAAGCAGCUCGCACGGCCACGGCCAGACCAUGCACACGCGGGGCGUCAGCGACGACCGCUCAGCUGAUCAUCACUCGACCUCAAACCACCAGACGUACUCGCAAUCUGGGCACUCCCACACGCCCUCGGCGACGUAUUCGCAGAACACGCAUAACUCGCAGUCUACCCACGGCACUAACGGUAGCGCCGAUUUGGCUCCGAAUCUAAUGCGCAGCUCUUCACGGUCGCGUCCUGAAAUACCAGCGUUCAUGACGAACCGUCGUCGUGCUCCCCCUCCUCCCAUUGAGCUCGGUACCUCAAACGUUGAUUCGAUCGACGACGAUUCCGAUCAGACGACGAUGCCUCUGUCCAUCAAGUCUCAGGCUGUCAUCAGCCGCAUGAAUGCGCUGAUGGCCCUGCCGCCCGAUGACCCCGCGCGCCCCGAUUUCCUCGACGACCCGCCCCGCAAGCUUCUCCUCGCGCAGCAGGUCCUGCAAGUUGUCAACUCGCAGACGGUCAAGGAUCGCUACUUGUUCCUGUUCAACGACAUUCUCGUCAUUGCGAAGCCGUUGAUCACUCAGGGUGCGAUGGCCACGCUCGACAUGCAGUUCAUGGUCAAAUCGAUCGUCAGCCUGAGCAGCGUUGUGGUUUCAGGCAUCACGGACGAGCCGACGCAGGAACAGCCGCGCCACCCGGUCGUGCGCAAGUUUAUCACCAGCUUUGCCGACGACCCGCAGUCGGCUGUCCACAACCUGAUGGAGCGCAGCCAGCCCAAGAUCGACACGGUCACCCUCGGCAGCCUGCUCUUCCGCACGUACGAGCUCGACAAGGGGCAGUUGGGCCUGCUACUCGCCAACGACCAGCCGCUGCUCAGCACGUUCCUCGACCGGUUCCACUUUGAGCACAUGGAUAUCGACAACGCUUUGCGUGUGUUCAUCCUUGCGGUCCGUCUCCCCUCGGAUGUCCAGACGGCCGAGGCGCUGCUCCGUGGAUUCGCUAUCGGCUAUCACCGCGCCAACGAGGGCUUGCUUCCCUACGACCUCGCCGUCGCGCAGGAACUGGUUGUUGCGAUCGUGUCGCUCAACGAUAUGCUGUACUCGACGUUCGGCUUUGCAUUCCCGAACCACGCCGUGUCGCGUGACCGCUUCAUCCACAGCUUCCGCAACCGCGACCUGCACCACCAGGUGCCGGACGAGACGCUGGAGAACCUCUACUACUCGAUUCGGAAUAACCGCCUCGUGCAAGCGCUCGGCCCGCAGGACGCGCACCGCGUGCGGGACAUUCAGCUCGAGCCGUCGCGCCCGCCGAGCAAGCUGACGUUCAACGACUGGUCCGACCCGAUUACCGUGUCGAUCCCGAAGCCAGACUCGGCGUUUGGUAUCCGCCUCCUAGGCUCUGGGCUCGAGUUUGACCCGCCCUUCCUUGACUUCUCCAACACUGCCGAGUGCACCUUCCGUGUGCGGGGUACGUCCCUUGGCCCGAAAUCAAUGCUGUUCGGCCGCGUCGGCUCGAACGCGGAGCGCUACCCGGGACUCGGCAACAGCCGUGCGUUCCACGUCGAGCGCGCGUUCAUGAAGCACACGUUCCAGGUGGCGUUCAUGUCGACCUCGGGCGCGAAGCGAAAGUACUGCUUCUCCGUGCCCGAUGCGGCGGCACGACAGCGCUGGGGCUCGCUCCUGAGCCGGCAAAUUUGGCUCACGACGGAAACGAAGAUCGGCGCCGGUGCGCCUCCGACGCCAGCGUUCAAGGUACGCCGCGCCGCCGAGGCCGUCGGGCUGCAGGUGCUCCGCGACGCGCUGAUCCCGAAGGACGGCGAGGACGCCGCGCGCUCAUCGCACGGCCACACGCCGCGCAAGGCGAGCAUCUCGGCCGCGUACUCCGAGGGCGAAAAGGACACGGUCAGCGGCAUGGCUGGGCUGCAAACGGGCAAGGAGCUGGUCCUGCUCGCGCGGCAGAACAGUCUCCUGCCUGGUGUCCUGGAGCUGCUCCAGAGCGGCCAGGAACGCAGCAGGUAUCAGCAGCCGGCGCUGAAUGGCGGCUCGGUGUCGAGCGGAUCGCUCCGGAGUCAUGACCUGAAGGCGAUGAUGGAUGCGAGGCGUCUCUGA